CGCCGUUUAUCGGCCCUUUUACCCGACAGGUGGCGAUGGGCCGGAUCUAUCAGAGGAGCUGCACAGGCCGGGUUCAACGCAGAGGUAAGAGUGUGUCCGGACUAAAGAGAUGGCUCUGCUAAUGGAGCACCAGUUCAGACAGCUGCCAGCUGACAGACAGGUGGAAACAAGACCUUUUCUGGAGGCUGUGUCAUACCUUCCACCAUUCUUUGACUGCCUUGGCUCUACUAUUUUUGCACCAAUCAAGGCUGACAUAUCUGGUAACAUCACAAAAAUCAAGGCAGUUUAUGAUACCAACCCUGCACGGUUCAAGACACUCCAGCAGAUAUUGGAGGCUGAGAAGGAAAUGCAUGGAGGAGAAUGGCCCAAAGUCGGAGCAACGUUGGCACUCAUGUGGCUAAAAAGGGGUCUAAGAUUUAUCCAAGUCUUCCUUCAGAGUCUGGUGGAUGGUGAAAAGGAUGAGAGCAACCCAAACCUCAUUCGAGUCAAUGUCACCAAAGCCUAUGAAAUCGCCCUCAAGAAGUAUCACGGCUGGUUGGUGCAACAGCUCUUCAAGGCAGCUCUGUUCGCUGCUCCGUAUAAGUCAGAUUUCCUGAGGGCCCUCUCCAAGGGUCGGGAUGUCAAGGAAGAAGAAUGCAUGGAAAAAAUCAGAAAAUUCCUCAUCAACUUCUCCGCCACUGUCGAUGCUAUUUACGAGCUGUACAACAAGAUGAAUGCUGAUCUUGACUACACAGUGUGACGGCGGGACGCUCCGUUGUCCUUAAGUGAGCCACUCAGUUUACAAAAGUCAUUCACAUUCUGCAGUCUACGUAUCGACAUGGAUCCCUUCAGGUCGUCUGACGGCUCACAGGGGGAGUGCAGUUAUGAUAUUACACUUCAAAUACUUGUGCAUUUUUAAUUGUCUGUGUGCCUUUUCUGGCUUUUUUUUUGGUGCAUAUUUUUCCUGAGCAGCUGCAGAUAUGUAUUUCCUUACUCCUCAUUUUAAGAGCCUUUAACGUGUUUAAACUCAAAAGUAUUGCCAGAUGUUUAUGAUCACACACACUCUCACAUAUGUCUGAGAAUUGUAUCAACUAAAACCAGCAGCAACACUGUUAGAAAAGCAGUGAGAUGGAUAAUGUGGACAAACAAUCAUGACUGAAUAUAACGCAAAACAUCAAACACGAAGAUACUUUUCAUUUCUUAAAAUUAGGUUUUAACAGUGUUAAAAUCCGUCACGCUGAUAUGUCUGCAAUGAUUUGUAACACAAGAAGGAAUCAGACUUCGCUUAUUUGUAAUCAUACAAAAAAUGAAAUCAUUUAUAGUCAUAGUACCUGUAAGCAAUAGUAGACAGACGGAUAACAUCCCUAAAGUGUACAACUGUUGCUUAUAUACUGAAGCAAGCAUUCCUUCAAGACAAGAAGUCACUACUUCCAUCUUAUCCAACAACGCUGUAUUCUAUAGCUGUCCACGAUUUGGUUGACAUUUGUACUUUUUAAUGAACACUUUUACAUGACGUUGUGUCACGUUGUCGUAAGUUAUACAAAAUGCAGCCACUUGAACCAGUAUCAUGACUUUUAAUGUUGAAUUUUCUUUGUCAUAUACAGUUUUUUUUGUGUGUGUGUGUGUUUCAUUUGUUGCUCACAAACUAAUACUGUUGUAAAUGACACACCUGUUUGUGCCUUAAGCUGGAGGUACGGCUCAUUUAAGUGACCAUUUUCUGCCUUUAGUCGUUUAUAUUUUUAUACAUGUCACCUUGUAUAAACCAGGCAGGCAAAUUGAAAAAAAAAAUAUUUAGUAUAACUGGAGGUCUGGUCUGCCUAUGAUGUACUUAUCUGCUAUGCAGGACGUCCAUAUCUUUGCUACCUUUCCAAAGCGAUGCUUCACAAGUUGUUUUUCAGUCCACUCUGCUCUCAGGUGCUGACGUUACGCUAAAUGUGUGUUUGCUUUAAAUCUCAUUGUCGAGAGAAGUUUUUCAUUACAAUGUGUUGUUUUUGCCUCUGUCAUUGGCAAAUCUAAGCUAAAUGUCUCCUGUGAUGUUUAGCCCAGAGAUAAAAGGCUUGUCUGAUGUUUCUUGUGGCAUUAUGUUGCAGUGUGUGUACAGUGCAAAAUCUUGUACACUGAUGUUAUGUAAUAAAAAUAAUAAGAAAUUAU
Stegastes partitus (bicolor damselfish) is the source of this 2130-nucleotide messenger RNA. RefSeq names its product glycolipid transfer protein a (gene gltpa). The transcript is spliced from 6 exons. Gene Ontology annotation, molecular function: ceramide 1-phosphate binding; ceramide 1-phosphate transfer activity. Gene Ontology annotation, cellular component: membrane; cytosol; cytoplasm. Gene Ontology annotation, biological process: ceramide transport; intermembrane lipid transfer. The record is from RefSeq and is a predicted model, not a curated record. Lineage: Eukaryota; Metazoa; Chordata; Actinopteri; Pomacentridae. Bases 110 to 739 code for a protein of 209 amino acids.